CUGCCGCUGCGCCGAUCGCGACCGGUGGAAGGGGGCGGGCCUGGCGGGCGGGCCUGGCAGGCGGGCCGGCUGAGGCGGGAGGCGCGGGCCGGCCGGCCGGCCGUGAGGCGAUGAGGAGCCGCAGCAACUCGGGGGUGCGCCUGGACGGCUACGCCCGCUUGGUCCAGCGGACCAUCCUCUGCCACCAGAAUCCAGUUACAGGUCUGCUUUCAGCUGGUGCAGACCAUAAAGAUGCCUGGGUACGGGACAACAUCUACAGUAUCCUGGCUGUGUGGGGGCUGGGGAUGGCUUAUCGGAAGAAUGCAGACCGGGAUGAGGAUAAGGCCAAAGCCUACGAGCUUGAGCAGAAUGUUGUGAAGUUGAUGCGGGGACUCUUACAGUGCAUGAUGAGACAGGUAGAUAAGGUAGAGAAGUUCAAAUGCACACAGAGUACCAGGGACUGUCUACAUGCCAAGUAUAACUCUGCAACUUGUGCCACGGUGGUUGGGGAUGACCAGUGGGGGCAUCUACAAGUGGAUGCAACUUCCCUUUACCUGCUCUUCUUGGCACAGAUGACUGCAUCAGGGUUGCGUAUUAUCUUCACCCUCGAUGAAGUUACCUUUAUUCAGAAUCUUGUUUUUUAUAUAGAAGCUGCCUACAAAGUUGCUGAUUAUGGAAUUUGGGAACGUGGUGAUAAGACAAACCAGGGCAUCCCUGAACUGAACGCAAGCUCCGUAGGGAUGGCCAAAGCUGCUUUGGAAGCAAUUGAUGAACUAGAUCUUUUUGGAGCUCAUGGAGGACACAAAUCAGUGAUCCAUGUUCUUCCUGAUGAAGUAGAACAUUGUCAGUCAAUUCUAUACUCCAUGUUGCCACGGGCAUCCACGUCAAAGGAGAUAGAUGCUGGCCUUCUCUCUAUUAUUUCUUACCCAGCUUUUGCAGUGGAGGAUCUAAACCUUGUUAAUGUGACCAAAAGUGAAAUCAUAUCCAAAUUGCAGGGCCGCUAUGGCUGCUGUCGCUUUCUCCGAGAUGGUUACAAAACACCCAGAGAGGAUCCAAGCAGGCUGCAUUAUGAUCCUGCUGAGCUCAAGCUCUUCGAGAAUAUUGAAUGUGAGUGGCCUGUAUUCUGGACAUACUUCCUAAUUGAUGGAGUAUUUAAUGAGGACAAAAUUCAGGUACAAGAGUAUAGAGAGGCUCUGGAAGGAAUACUUAUUAGAGAGAAGAAUGGAAUAGUGCUAAUGCCUGAACUGUACGCAGUCCCUCCAGAAAAGGUGGACGAGGAGUAUGAAAAUCCUCACACAGUGGAUCGUGUCCCAGUGGGAAAGUUGCCUCAUCUUUGGGGCCAAUCAUUGUAUAUCCUAAGCUGCCUAUUAGCAGAGGGAUUUCUUGCUGCCGGUGAAAUUGAUCCCUUAAACAGGAGAUUUUCCACUGGAUUUAAACCUGAUGUUGUGGUACAAGUAACUGUUUUGGCAGAAUCUAAUCAAAUAAAGGAUCUCUUGCAAGACCAUGGAAUCAAUGUUCAGAGCAUUGCUGAUAUCUAUCCGCUCAGAGUGCAGCCAGCUCGCAUCCUGAGUAACCUCUACACCAUGCUGGGCCGGAACAAGAACAUGAAAUUAAGUGGACGGCCACACCGUCACAUUGGCGUGUUAGGCACCUCCAAGCUGUACAUGAUAAGAAAUCAAAUAUUUACUUUUACCCCUCAGUUUACUGACCAGCAUCACUUCUAUCUGGCUCUAGACAAUCAGAUGAUUGUGGAGAUGCUCAAGACAGAGCUGGCUUAUCUCACUUCUUGUUGGAGGAUGACAGGGAGACCAACCCUGACGUUUCCCAUCACCCACACAAUGCUUGUUGAUGAUGGUACCGACAUUCAUCCAGCAGUUCUUGCCACCAUAAGAAAAUUAGAGGAUGGUUAUUUUGGAGGUGCAAGGGUGAAAAUAGGCAAGCUAUCAGAAUUUCUUACCACCUCUUUUCAUACGCAUCUGAGCUUCCUGGAUCCAGACUGUGACGUAAAACUGUUUGAUGACCCUAAUGAAGGCCGUGAUAGUCCUGACAGUGAAUAUGGAGGCUAUCCAGCAGACUUCUGUGAAAGAGAAAGCCAGGAUGAGCUGGAUCAAUAUAUAAAUGACAUCCUGCAGAGUACAGCACUGAAGUCAUACCUGCCUCCUACUUCAAAGACUGCUAAUCAACCACCUGUGUUCAGUGCAAACCAUUCAACAAAAGAGAUACUGUCAAUAAUGGCCAAGACAAAGGGCUUAGAGGUUCCAGCUGUAUCUAUGUCUCUUCCCACUAAAGUUCUGAACAGGCACCGGAAGUCUCUGAAUCUUGUUGAUAAUCCCCAUUUCUUUGAGACAAAGGACUGUGAAAAUGUUUCGCGCUUGCCUAAAGAUGCUCAUGGUGAUUUGGAUUGCAGGCGGCUUGUUGAACAGCUAAAGGAAUGCCCAACGCUCCAUGAUCAAGCAGAUAUCUUAUAUAUCUUGCAUAUACUAAAAGGCGCUGACUGGGACACAGAACUGGAUGGACAGUGCGGCGUCACUGUUCAUUGCCUACUCAACGAGCUCUACAGAAAGGCAGGCCUCAAUCAAGAGUGGGGCUUGAUCCGUUAUAUUUCUGGUAUACUCAAAAAGAGACUGGAGGUCCUGGCUGAGGCAUGCACAGACCUUCUGUCACACCACAAGCAACUUACAGUGGGCCUGCCACCAGAACCCCGUGAGAAAAUCAUUACCACCCCACUGCCACCCGAGGAGCUCACAGAUCUUAUUUAUGAAGCGAGCGGCCAAGACAUCAGUAUUGCAGUCCUGACACAGGAAAUAAUUAUGUACUUGGCGAUGUACGUCCGGUCACAGCCUAGUCUUUUUGUGGAGAUGCUCAGGCUCCGCAUUGGUCUGAUAAUUCAGGUGAUGGCCACCGAGCUGGCUCGGAGUCUGAAAUGCUCAGGUGAAGAAGCUUCAGAGAGUUUGAUGAACCUAAGUCCCUUUGAUAUGAAAAAUCUCCUACAUCAUAUUCUCAGUGGGAAAGAGUUUGGUGUGGAAAGAAGCUUGCGACCUGUAGAUUCCUCUUCAUCUAGCCCUGCAAUUUCUAUUCAUGAAAUGGGGCAUUCUGGAGCAACCAAAACAGAAAGAAGUGGUAUUACUAAAUUGAAGAGUGAGUUGAAGCAGUUCUUUCAUGAGGGCCACUCCAUGUCCAGCAGCAUGUUCGCUUCCACGAGGGGCAGUACUCCAUCAUCUCCCAUUAGUACUUCUCCUACUGGGUCCAAUGGAGAGACAAGCUGGGGUGACCGAAAAGGGCAGUGGCUGCGCAGAAGGAGGCUUGAUGGUGCUAUUAACAGAGUUCCUGUUGGCUUUUAUGAGAAAGUGUGGAAAAUCCUUCAGAAGUGCCAUGGCCUGUCCAUUGAUGGGUAUGUCCUUCCUUCUUCAACCACCAGAGAGAUGACCCCGUGCGAAAUCAAGUUUGCUGUGCACGUGGAGUCAGUGCUGAACCACGUACCCCAGCCUGAGUACAGGCAGCUCCUGGUGGAAGCGAUUCUCGUUCUCACAUUCCUCUCCGACGUCGAGGUGAACAGCAUUGGGGGCAUCAUCCACGUGGAUCGGAUCGUGCACAUGGCCAACGACCUAUUUCUGCAGGAGCUGAAAUCAUUUGGAGCUACCGGUAAUAUCCUGGAGAAGGACGUAGCCACAGGAAUUUGCCACUUUUUUUAUGACAGUGCUCCAAGUGGGGCCUAUGGCACCAUGACGUACCUCACAAAAGCCAUCAUUAUUUAUUUACAUGAUUUCCUGCCUAGCACAGGCUGUGCGAUGCAAUAAGCGAUGCCUCAGGGGUGGGGGGAAGGCUCGGAAGCUUUUUCUCCCCGUUUCCCUCUCGUGAACCUCCUGUUCAGUUGCUGCAUGUCUGUGUGCUGUGCACUACCUCGGCCGUUUACACUAGUCGUCGGGCUGCCUGCACUCCUACCUGCGGGGGACGGGUAGGUGGAAUUUGGCCUGGUUUUAAGAGAGCGUGCGAGAAAUAACAAAUAAUGAGGCUUAUUCUGCCCAAAGUGCAUAAAUGUAAUUCAUAUUAAAUUAGCAAGAAUUAUACAGUUCUGCCAAGGGGAAAAGAGAUUACUCUAUGGAGAUCAAAAGGCAUAAUAAAACGAGGGAGCUGUAUCUCAGGCAUGAAGUCUCCCAAAUAAGGGAAGUGAUGGAAUUCAUUAAUUUUUCUCCUGCUGUGUGUAAAUGUACAUCAUUGUGAAUCACUAAUGCACAGUGUGAAACAUCCAGGGAAAUGUAAAUUAGAGGCGCAGCAAUAACUUGAAGUUACCAGGUGAUAUUUCUAAUACACAUUUAUCCUGAUUCUCAUCACAUUUGCUCCUAGUCAGUGCAGGGCUAACGCCAGAAGAGUCAAAUGUCUUACAAUAUCCGCUAAUUUGAGAGGAUGGCCUCUCUCAGGAAGCUGCAUCUGUCUUUAAUCUGAACAAAAUGGCUUCCUUCCCUGCAUCCCCGAGGCUUUGGAGGCAAAAUCUCAGGAUUCCAGCUUCUCCAAGGUGACAAGACAGUUUUAUGCCUGUAAUCCCUUCUUCUGAAUGGAGCAAGAUAAACCUCUUUCACUCGAGCACCCUUUCCAAGUCUUCCGAUCCUUUCCCUUGCAAAUAGCCUCAGAGUUGAGAAUGGCAUAAUUGCCACCCUUCUGGUGCAGCGUGAAUUUAUGGAAGGCUUUGAUGUUUCUCUUUUUUUUUUUUUUUCUUUCUCCUUUUUUCUUUCUUUGUUUUUGUUUGGGUUUUGUUUUGAUUUUUUUUUUUUUUUUUUUUAAUUUAAAGUUGCACUUGUCACACAUAGUUAGAGAAGAGCUGCCUGGAAGUCUCCCUUCAGGCAGCUCCCAGGUCAGUGCCUAUGCCUUGAAUCUGUCCAGCAGAAACCAGUUUCUGGGGCUGCUCCGCGCUGCUGCAAGGAGAAUAGGUGUGUCUUGCAGGGAAAUGGCUCUGUGGCUAUUUAAACUGAAAAGAAAGGUAGGCUGCUGCUGCUGCUGCUGCUGGAGGGAAAGCCCUGCUUUACCCUGGGCACCGGCUGUGGUUUGCCUUGUGCUGGCACUGCUGGUUUUGCCGCCAGCCAGCACACAUCUGGCUGGCAGCUUAGGGCAGUGGCUGGAGCUUUAGCCUCUCCCGUGGCCACAGCUCCCUCAGCAGCAUGGAGAUGUGCCGGCGCUGCCGCCGUGCGAGCAGGCCAGAUAUGGCCUGAAAAAAUUAAAGAUUUUCCAUGCUAAUGAGCAUAUUUCUGUGAGACCUCCCUCCACCCUUUGAAAACCUAACUAUGCCAUUUUUACAGGACUUGAAAACUUUUAUUUUUGGUAACAAUAGUAUAUGGUGCUUUUGAGAACGAGAUUUUUGGCACUAGUUUUAUACAGAUACCUGAAAUACUUUGAUGACAGGAGGGAAGCAAACCCCUGUGUCACUUGCCAGUCGCCAGUGCCCAUGGUCCCAGGGAGGCCACCCCACCCCGCCUGCUGUCCCUCUACGGAGUUGCUGCUGCUGCAGCAACAUCUGGACACUGGCUCAAGAGAGCGGAGGUGUGGGAGGCCUUAGGAGGUGAUUUCAUGUUUUUGCGGGGCCCAGGAGAGUUUGGCAGCCCAAAGGCCGAGGAGCCCUUGUACUGGAUGCUCUGAGAGAGGCACGUACUGUGUUAACCACCACAAAAACUGUGGGCCUGUGGCGGGGCUGGUAUAAAGGUACGGUUCAGGUACAGUUAGCACUUGGAUGUGGAAGUUGUUUUAUUGGCAUGGUGCCUGUUUUGUAGGGUUUUGCCUUCAUUAUGGUUUGGAUUUUUUUUUUUUCCUUUUGGCAUAUGUAUUGUGAGAGAUCACUUAGCUUGUUUCCCAGUAAGUGAAAGUAAAAUCCUUUGUCUGGUUUAAGCAGACAGAUGUGACGGCACAGAGUGUGAGCACACAAGAGGACACUGUGAUGGUUUCUUGUUCUAUCCAGUAUCAUAUCAAAAGUCAGCAGUGGCAGUUAUUUUUGCUUUUCUUGUUGAAUCCCAGACUGUGAGAGAUGCAAGAUGAUUUUCUCUCAGACUCUUAAUUUAUGGUUUUUUUUUUUAUCUACAGUGUGAUCUUGUUUUCAGAAACAAGAAGGGUGAUGUAGUUGGUUUUACACGCAGCUCCACUCUAAAGCAGUGGAGCCUACGGCCAAACAUACCUGGAUGCCCCUUAAUGUGUGUGUUUGGUUUUUGUUUUUUUUUUAGUAAGAGUAUUAUUAUCGGUAUCUUUGAUUUGAAAUUCAUAGUAUGACCGAGGGUUUGGUAGAUUUGCGAUCAUCAUGAUCGGUUAUCACUUGGAGAGUUUGGGUGGCUGGUGGUGGAGGGUGGGAUUCUGAAACACAAGGCCAAUGGGAGGGAAACUCGUGUUACCUCCAGGUCGGGCACAGCAGCAGCUUGCUGCUGUGUUACUUCUCAGACCCAAGAACCCUUCCAAUUGGAGAGUCGCAAACCUAAUUAAGCGAAUAAGGUUUUAUGUAGAGCCCCUGCUUUGCUGAGGAGCCACCUCUGUGCGUGUGUGUGUGGUGUUGCAGAGCUGGCAUUGGUGGUGGCGAGGGUGUGCUCCCAGUUAAAAUACGUGACGACUUUGCAGUUUGUGUGGGGAUGAGCUAAUUGGCAGAGGCUCGACUUGGCUGUCUGGCUUCCCAGGGGAGCCAGCAGAGGAUGACACGGCCAACUCCAAGUCCCUGGAAACUCGUUUAUGGAAAGAAGGCAAAGGUACAGAGAUACAUCCUGUGCCUGGGAAACGAGGGCAUUAAUGAAUUAAAAUAGACCUGCCUGAGACCCGGCCUUUCCAGUCUGGCAGGCACUGCUGCCCCAAGCGGUUUGCAGCUGUGGGGACAGAAGCACCUACCCAGCUGUGGGGGGCAGCCAGGCACCCCCUGCGAACAGAAACAGGGCUGGUCAGGGGCAAUUGGCUGGUCCAGCUGGGAGCAUGUCGGGCCUGCUGGCCCCAGCCCAGCUCCUCCCUGCUCACUGCCUCACGGCUGUUUCCUCCCUGCUGCUGCGCAAAGGACACAGGAUUGUCAAAUGAGAGUUGAAAAGGGGCGUUAAUCCCCCUCGGCUGCUGCUCCUGCAAGUAGAUGUGAAAACUUAAUGGUUGGGGUAUGCAAAUUGUCUGGCUACUGCCCUGUUAAUUGUGGUCUCCUUCCUCGGGGAAGAGCCCUGCUUGUUCCUGGGAGGGGAAGGUGAGCUGGGCAGUCCCUGGCAGUCCUAAAACGAGGACUUUCCAUGGCAGGUAGUGACACACCUGGGCUGAUGGGGCACUGUGGGGCUCUGCCACCCCCCUGGCAGCAGCCGAGGGCCUGAGUGAAGCGGGAGCCUGGGUCAGUCCAGGUCCAAUAGUGGGUGCUUUCUGGUGUGGUCUGGAGAUAGGAGCAUUGCUGCCCAGAAAGCGGGAGAAGGAGAGAUGCCACCAGUGGUGGCAUCUGUACCUGCAGGGAGAGAGCUUGGACACUCAGCUGCAGACCGAUUCAGUCCCUGCUCAGAGGACCGCUCACAGCUGUAAUAACUAAGUAGCUGCUGCAAAAAUAGUGGGAUAAAAAAAAAAAAUUGGGGGUGGGGGUAAUGGAAGAACAGCUUCAGCUCCAACAUUUUGGAUUCAAGUACAAGUAGCCGGGCUCUCUCCCACUCCCAGUUUUAGUCUCGAGCGGCUUUUAUUUUUGGCAUGAGAUCUCUUCUGUGCGGGCUGAGGGGCUCUGUGUGCCGCUAGCAGCUGGCGGGGUGGCCUUCGUUCUGUUCUGCCUCCAUGAGUCGGCUCCUCUCACACUUCAGUUACUGCAUCCCCGACAGCCUCUUCUCGCUGCCUCCUGAGGGAAGCACGGCGCUGCAUCCUUACCUUUACAUCCCCUCUCGUGCCCAAGGCGAGCAUCCAUCAAGGUGACGUUAGGGUAGCUUCAGGAGCACGUCAUUAGAGGGGGACAUUGAAGCUGGUGGCUGUCAGCCAUACUUCUGAGCUCCCGCGACUCCCCCCCCGUCCCUGGCAACAGAAAUAAGUGCAUGCACGUUUAUUUAUUCAUCUGUUAAGUUACAAAAUACUUCUGGAAAAGUAUUUUGUAUUUAAUUGUACAAAAUAAGAUUUAAGCAAGACCGCAGUACCUUCAGCUCGGGCUGCUGUUACAUUCUGUAAUGAUAAACGGGGAAGGUUGCUUUUUUCUGUACUUUCAACACUGUUAUUAAAUAAAACCCAGCUACUUUA
Chroicocephalus ridibundus (black-headed gull) is the source of this 8172-nucleotide messenger RNA. RefSeq names its product phosphorylase kinase regulatory subunit alpha 2 (gene PHKA2). Lineage: Eukaryota; Metazoa; Chordata; Aves; Charadriiformes; Laridae. The transcript has 32 exons. The coding region runs from base 111 to 3776 and encodes 1221 amino acids. Gene Ontology annotation, molecular function: calmodulin binding. Gene Ontology annotation, cellular component: phosphorylase kinase complex. Gene Ontology annotation, biological process: glycogen metabolic process. The record is from RefSeq and is a predicted model, not a curated record.